Messenger RNA from Eufriesea mexicana, 957 nucleotides. RefSeq names its product Adenylate kinase 3 (gene Ak3). Gene Ontology annotation, molecular function: AMP kinase activity; ATP binding. Gene Ontology annotation, cellular component: mitochondrion. The record is from RefSeq and is a predicted model, not a curated record. Gene Ontology annotation, biological process: nucleobase-containing compound metabolic process. The coding region runs from base 173 to 850 and encodes 225 amino acids. NCBI's taxonomy places the organism in Eukaryota, Metazoa, Arthropoda, Insecta, Hymenoptera, Apidae. The transcript is spliced from 4 exons.
GUUCACAGGUCAUUCUUAUAGAUAGAGUAACACGUUAUGUUUGAAAGUAUUGUAGUUGCUACUUCAUUCUCGCGGAAACCAUCAUUGACUGGACAAGUAUAGAACAAAUAGAGGGUUGACACAAAGAUUUAAUAUAUAUUUUCAUUUUGGUGUUUACUAAAGUGACGAUUUAAUGGUAGCACUAUCCACGUGGUGUGCCAAGGCUGCGGCCUUCAGAGCCGUAAUACUAGGUGCCCCUGCUUCCGGUAAGGGUACUAUGUCAGCUCGAAUUGUCAAACAUUUUAAGGUGACUCAUAUAUCAAGUGGCGACAAGUUACGACUAAAUAUGAACAGUAACACCGAAUUGGGCAAAGCAGUUUCCAAAUACGUGCUCUCCGGUAACUUCGUUCCUGAUGAUGUAAUGAUCUCAAUGAUAACCAAAGAAAUCGAAUCAGUCGGCGAUCAAAAUUGGUUACUAGAUGGUUUUCCAAGAACAUUAACGCAAGCGGAGAAGUUGCACGACAUACAUCCGGUAAAUUUGGUGCUAUAUAUCGACGUACCCACUGAGGUGAUAUUGAAUCGCGUGAAAAACAGGUGGGUCCAUUUGCCCAGUGGGAGAGUUUACAACGUCGGGUUCAACAGUCCGAAAGUGCCGGGUAAGGAUGACGUAACCGGCGAACCGUUAAGUAAAAGGGAUGACGAUAAAAUAGAAAUUGUACAAGAAAGACUAGAGAAGUACGCAACUGCGACUACACCAAUUUUAUCGUUUUAUAGUAACCUAGGUGUACUGAAUAGUUUUCAAGGCAAUACUACUGACGAGCUAUGGCCACAUGUUCAAAAGACUAUUACAAAAUUUUUAUCACGGUUGUAAAUUACAUAUUUAUAUUUUCUGACUGACAGAAUGAAUUAGUCUAAAUAUUAGUUAGUAAUGAUCAUAUGCUUCCAUUUACAAAAUGUAGGUAUACCGUAACGAGAUAA